Messenger RNA from Solea senegalensis (Senegalese sole), 1568 nucleotides. RefSeq names its product G-protein coupled receptor 26-like. The coding region runs from base 185 to 1240 and encodes 351 amino acids. Lineage: Eukaryota; Metazoa; Chordata; Actinopteri; Pleuronectiformes; Soleidae. The transcript is spliced from 3 exons. Gene Ontology annotation, biological process: adenylate cyclase-activating G protein-coupled receptor signaling pathway. Gene Ontology annotation, cellular component: membrane. Gene Ontology annotation, molecular function: G protein-coupled receptor activity. The record is from RefSeq and is a predicted model, not a curated record.
CACUUUCAAAUUUCCGGGAGAUAUCGAAAUGAGCGUGGCAUGUCUGUGACCUCAUUGUGGACGCCGCGAAGAUCAUUUGGAUCCCGGGGAGGCUGCAUCACAGUGUAGUAUUGGACUCACAUGGUGUGCGGCUAAAGACUGUAGAUGCACUCACCCAAAGUGUGGAUAUUUGAGCGGAAGCGCCAUGGACGCAGCAGACAUAGUCGCCUCCUUGUUGGUUUCGGGGAUAAUUCUGGUGUCGCUGCUGUCCAACGCUGUGGUGCUGAUCUGCUUUCUGUGCAACCCGGAGAUCCGCAAGCAGGCGCCCGCUCUUUUCAUCCUCAACUUGACCUUUUGCAACCUGUUGCUCAGCGUGUCCAACAUGCCAGUCACUCUGGUCGGGCUCCUGGCCGCGGGCCACCCCGGCGGCAGCAGCGUCUUCUGCCAGAUUGUGGGUUUCCUGGACACUUUCCUCACCACGAACGCCAUGCUGAGCAUGGGAGCUCUCAGCAUCGACAGGUGGCUGGCGGUGGUGUUCCCACUCAGCUAUCACUCGAGGAUGCGCCACCGCGACGCAGUGAUGGCGCUGGGAUACACGUGGACGCACUCUCUUUGCUUCUCAAUAGUUGGCACCUGGCGCUCCUGGGUCGGGUACCACCACGUUUACGCAUCAUGCACCCUCUGCAGCGCCAGGGCGAAUGGAACUCAGUUCAUCAUUUUCACCGUGUCUCUGCACUCGCUCACUUUCCUGCUGACGCUCAUCGUGCUGUGUGUAACUUAUCUGAAAGUGCUGAAAGUUGCACGGUCUCACUGUAAACGCAUUGACGUGAUCACUAUGCAGACGCUGGUGCUGCUGGUGGACAUUCACCCCAGUGUGCGGCAGAAAUGCUUGGAUGAGCAGAGGCGGAGGAGGCAGAGGGCCACCAAGAAGAUCAGCACUUUCAUCGGCACAUUUGUGGUGUGCUUCACCCCGUAUGUCAUCACAAGAAUGGUAGAGCUCUUCUGCCCAGCGCCCAUAAGCCCUCACUGGGGUGUGCUGUCCAAAUGUUUGGCCUACAGCAAAGCAGCAAGUGACCCGUUUGUCUACUCACUGCUGCGCCACCAGUACAAGAAGGCCUGCAGCCUUCUCGCCAACAAAGUCCUCAAGAGGAGUCCUCUCAACUCCUCCUUUGGGACGGAGAACAACACAAGGAGAAGCGACAACAUCGUCAGCGCAGCCAACAACAGCCAGCCACCUGCCAACAAGCCAAUCAUCCAGUGAAGUUGGAUAUUUGUGAAGUAAAUGCUGGCUUUUAUUUGACAUUUUACUCUGUGGUAAACAUGGGAGCUAUGACUCUCUCUGACAGUGGGACAUCAGAGUGCACAAUCUCAGUCUUAAUUAUUUGUUCAAGAACAAGGCUGGAAAUACUCUGUAUUUUUCUUACUAUCAACCGUCAGGUUCUGUGAAAACACCCAAACCAGUGAUAAACUUUGUUCACACUCAAAUUAGUGGAUAUAUCUGGGAUUUUUUUAUUUUUUAUUUUUUUUUUUUUGAGCCCGUGUGAAGCUGCUAAAAAGGCAAUUAACAUUAUUCCUAUCGCCAGUGGUUG